UGUUCCCAUCAUUGGUUGUGGUGAUAUGAUGUCGAGUCCAAAACGAUUGUGUCAGCGUUUCAAACAAGAUAAUCUACAACAAGAUAAAACGGAAGAGGAGUUAGCUUAUGAUAGUAACUGGUUAGACUGCGAUAAAGCGGAAAGCUUUCAAUCAAACUGUCCGUUGGCUUCGAACAACCAGGCUCCAAGAAUGGAACAAGAAGAGGACAAGAGUGAUACUUUAGAAGACACAGGUGACCAAAGUGGAGAGCAAAUUGAUGAUUAUGAAAAUACUGAUAAGAGUGAAAGUGAGAGUAGCAGUGUGGAGAUGGCUAUUGAAGCUUUUAUAGAAGAACACAGCAACAGUCUGGAGAACUUGAGAGAAUCGUUGAUGGACAUAGGUAUAUUGGUGAGUCUCGAACAACUAGAACAGUUGCAAAGCGAAGAUAUUGCAGCUUUGAUAAGAAAUUCUAUAUAUAAAGAACCGCUGCUUACGUACCGAACUAAAAGCGAAGAUUUGAAAAAUAUUCAAGAUUUGGCUAGGAUAAUUAAACAGGCUAGCCAUAUUUUGGUUGUUAGUGGUGCAGGUAUUAGCGUUAGUUGCGGAAUUCCUGAUUUUCGUUCAGCAGGUGGCAUUUAUGAACGCAUUCAAAAGACAUUUUCGUUAUUCGAUCCUCAAGAGAUAUUCGACUUGAACGUAUUCAAAGAGAGUCCGGAAUUGUUUUAUUCUUUUGCAAAAGAGAUCAUUCCAAGAGAGUCUACUGAACCUUCCUUGUCUCAUCGUUUUAUUCGAGACCUCGAAUGUCAUCAAAAGUUGUUACGUAAUUAUGCACAAAAUAUUGAUGGCUUAGAAAGCAUUGCAGGAAUUGAUCGGGUUGUAUAUUGUCACGGCUCAUUUUCCGCUGCACAUUGUUUGCGUUGUAAUGCACAUUAUUCUUUGGAUGAUAUUCGACCUGAUAUUGUAACAGGAAGAGUUCCUUAUUGUUCUUUUUGCGGAAAUCGAGUGAACUGGGACACAAAUAUCCAUGAAUCAUCUAACAAUCCUUCUUCAGAGUACAAGUCAUGUAUAGAUAAUAACAGCAGUACGGAUGGAGAAGAUGAAGACCGGAUUACUCCGAAUAUUAUUAAGCCAGAUAUUGUAUUUUUUGGUGAAGCAUUGAGUGACCAAUUUUUUGAUUGCUUUGAAUCAGAUAGAGAAACGGCUGAUUUGCUAUUGGUGAUAGGAACUAGUUUACAAGUUGCACCAGUAUCUAAAAUACCGUUUUGUAUUUCAGCAGAGAUUCCUCAAGUAUUGAUUAAUUUGGAACCUGUAGGUCCGUCUGAUUGGUUUGACUUGGAACUGAUUGGUCCAUGUGAUGUUAUUAUCGAACGCUUGUAUCAAUUAUUAGGUUGGCAACAUGGUAUGAAUCAUGUGGGAUGUUUCAAAGAGGAACAAGUACAGCCUCGAAGAUUUGCAUUCCAAAGAGACAUAAAAUAAGGGAAUUUUUUAUUUCUCAGAGAAGAGAACAAAUGUUUUAAUUUCAA
Molecule: messenger RNA, 1503 nt
Organism: Galdieria sulphuraria
Lineage: Eukaryota; Rhodophyta; Bangiophyceae; Galdieriales; Galdieriaceae
Product: NAD-dependent histone deacetylase SIR2
Exons: 4
Coding region: 26-1456 (476 amino acids)
Molecular function (GO): NAD+ binding
Source: RefSeq, a predicted model, not a curated record